Glycine soja is the source of this 2610-nucleotide messenger RNA. RefSeq lists its product as uncharacterized. NCBI's taxonomy places the organism in Eukaryota, Viridiplantae, Streptophyta, Magnoliopsida, Fabales, Fabaceae. The record is from RefSeq and is a predicted model, not a curated record. The transcript has 2 exons. The coding region runs from base 1 to 2610 and encodes 869 amino acids.
AUGGCCGAAUCCAGCAACGAUCGUGUCGAGGCUGCCUUAGCCCGACUAACUUCACGCAUAGAGGACCUUCUGCAACACGUUACCCCCUCUGCUUCCCCUUCCUUUCCACCUCGUAGCCCGAUACCUGCACAUUCACAUAGAAUGAAGUUAGAUGUACCGAGAUUUGAUGGUACGGAUCCUCUUGGGUGGAUUUUUAAAAUCACCCAGUUCUUUGAGUACCACGGUACCCCGGAUCACGACCGCAUCACCAUUGCAGCAUUUUACAUGGAGGGAAGAGCCCUUGCUUGGUUCCAGUGGAUGUCAAGCAACGGACAAUUCACCUCCUGGCCUGUAUUUCUACAGGCACUGCAAAAUCGUUUUGCCCCAAGUCAGUAUGAGGACCCCUCAGGGUCUUUGUUCAAGCUUACACAGAGGACAACGGUGACGGAAUACUUAUCUGAAUUUGAGGAAUUGGCCAAUAGGGUGGUUGGACUCCCGGCUCCAUUCCUGCUCAGCUGCUUCGUAUUUGGACUCGUGCCGGAGAUUCGCCGCGAGGUGAUGGUGAACCAACCCCUCAUCGUGGCCCAGGCGGCAGGGCUAGCCCGUCUCCACGAGGAGAAGCUCCGCGACUUCCGUUUUGACUUCCGCCAAAUCCCACGACCCCGCGCGCCGCCGCCGCCGCCAUUGGCUCCAACGCAGCCUCCGCCGCUCACACCCUUUGCUUCUCCCCGCUUCUCACCCCUUCCUCCUCUCUUGCCCUCACCUCCGCGUCCGUUCCCGUCACCACCACCCACGGUCCGCCGGCUGACCCCAGAGGAGCUAGCCUCCCGCCUCGAGCGCGGCCUCUGCUUCUCCUGCGACGAGAAGUUCCACAAGGGGCAUAGGUGCACCCCUAGGGUUCACCUGCUGAUAGCAGAUGAGGACGACCCUCUCGAGCACGUGGGUUCAAAUAUAGACCCAGCUGACCCAGGCGACCCGACUCCAGGCCCAAUUGAGUUACCCGAAACCCCAGCCCACAUCAGCCUCAACUCCCUCGCGGGCCACCUUGCCCCAGAGACUCUGCGGCUCGUCGGUCACAUCUCCAGCCACCCCAUCCUGGUCCUGAUUGACAGUGGGAGUACCCACAAUUUCAUUCAGGACCAGCUCGUGGCCCAAUUGGGGCUACCCUGUCGGCCCACCACUCCAUUGAAGGUCCUCGUUGGCAAUGGCCAGCAUUUGCAGUGCCACACGACUUGUGAUUCCACCACCAUCGACCUUCAGCAACAUUCCUUCGCCGUCGACCUCUAUGUCCUUCCGAUUGCCGGCGCCAACGUCAUCCUUGGCGUGCAAUGGUUACAAUCUCUAGGCCCUAUUUUAACUGAUUAUACUAAGCUCAGUAUGCAGUUUUUCCAUGAUGGCAGGAUAGUCGAGCUCCAAGGUGAUCCUGUGGCUCAACGAGACUUGCUCUCCUCCCCUCAAUUCCGACGUGUCUGCCGCAAUCAACCCAACAGCAUUUGCUUCCACAUUACGGUGCUCCCUGAGGAUUCCGAACUCGCGUUGACCAUCCCCGUUGACCCGCAAGUCCAGCACCUUCUCCAUCAAUUUUCCGUUCUCUUUCAGGACCCGACAACGCUCCCACCGGCACGAGAUACUGAUCACCAAAUUCACUUGCGUCCAGAUGCCACCCCCGUCAAUGUUCGACCAUACAAAUAUCCUUAUUAUCAAAAGCGCGAGAUUGAGACUCAGGUUGAGGCAAUGCUCCAACGCGGCAUCAUUCAGCCCAGCAAGAGUCCUUUCUCUUCGUCGGUGCUGUUGGUGAAGAAAUCCGACAAUACCUGGAGGUUCUGCGUGGACUACCGUGCAUUGAACGCCUUAACAAUCAAGGAUCAUUUCCCAAUCCCCACCAUUGAUGAGCUCUUGGAUGAGCUCGGCGGCGCGAGUUGCUUCUCAAAACUGGAUUUGCUGCAAGGGUAUCACCAGAUACACAUGCAAUCGGAGGACAUUCCCAAAACAACUUUCCGGACGCACCACGGGCACUUUGAAUUUAAGGUUAUGCCCUUUGGCCUCUGCAAUGCGCCCUCUUCGUUUCAGGCGACAAUGAACACUCUCUUCAGGCCUUACCUUCAACGCUUUAUCAUCGUCUUCUUCGACGAUAUUCUCAUCUACAGCGUCUCCCUCAGCGACCACUUGCGUCACCUCCAAACAACCUUUCAGGUGUUAUAUGACAAUCACUUCGUUCUGAAGCUCUCCAAGUGUCUUUUCGCUCAACCUCAGGUGGAGUAUUUGGCGCCCCCCUUGGUCAAGGCCACCACCGUCGAGCCCCUUCACUGGACUCCAUCCACACAAACCACCUUUGACACCUUGAAGGCAGCCUUAACAUCUGCACCGGUCCUCGCCCUUCCCGACUUUCGACUACCCUUCACAGUUGAGACUGAUGCAUCUGCAAUUGGAAUGGACGCCGUAUUAUCACAACAGGGCCACCCAAUUGCAUUUUUUAGCAAACCUUUCAGUCAGAAAAUGCUCCGAGCUUCCACCUAUGUCAGGGAAUUGUGCGCCAUUACCACCGCCGUCAGGAAGUGGCGGCAGUACCUUCUCGGGCACAGCUUCACUAUCCUAACUGAUCACCAAAGCCUGAAAGAACUCAUGACCUAG